GGGAAAACUUGGUGUGGCAGUUCUGCUUCGCGAUGCGAAGAUGGCCAUCCUGCUCCCUCCCCCAGGCACCCAAGUGUUUCGGCCCUUCACCCAGGCGUCGCUGGAGGAGAUCAAGAGGCUCCAGGAGGAGAGUCAGAAGGCAGCUGCUGUAGAGGGCCACGAGGGGGAGGAACCAGAGGGACCCAACCCAGACCUGGAAGCAGGCAAGAGUCUGCCGCUGAUCUUUGGAGACCCUCCGUCUGAACUACUCAACACCCCUCUGGAGGACAUUGACCCCUUCUACAAAGCACAGCAAACAUUCAUUGUGAUCACUAAAGGAAACACCAUCUACAGGUUCAGUGCUGAACCGGCCUGCUACAUUCUGACCCCCUUCAGUCUUGUGAGGAGAGGAGCCAUUAAAAUUCUCAUACAUUCAUAUCCUUUAAACAUGACCUAUUACAUGUUCAUCAUGAUCACAAUUCUGUCCAAUUGUGUGUUCAUGACAAUGAGCAACCCACCAGCGUGGAGUAAAACUGUUGAGUAUGUUUUUACUGGCAUUUAUACAUUUGAGGCGACAGUCAAAGUGUUGUCUCGAGGUUUCUGUGUGGGACCUUUUACAUUCCUUCGAGAUCCAUGGAACUGGCUGGAUUUCAUGGUCAUCAGUAUGGCAUAUGUUACUGAGUUUGUUGACCUUGGCAACGUGUCAGCACUCAGAACCUUUCGCGUGCUUCGAGCCCUCAAAACAAUCACUGUGAUUCCUGGUUUAAAAACCAUUGUAGCUGCAUUGAUCCAGUCUGUGAAGAAAAUGGUGGACGUGAUGAUUCUGACUGUCUUUGCCCUCGCUGUGUUUGCUCUCGUGGGUCUUCAGCUCUUCAUGGGGAACCUGCGUCAGAAAUGUGUGCGCUGGCCCCUGUCCAAUGACACUACCUAUGAGUUCUUUAACACUACAUCUCUAUUCAAUGACUCCUUAUUAUUGGACAACUCAACAUAUAUCAACAGUACAUUUGAUUUCAAGGAGUAUAUUGAGAAUCCAGAAAAUCAGUAUUUUGUGGAAGGCAGUCUGGAUGCUCUGAUUUGUGGAAACAGCUCCGAUGCUGGAAAGUGCCCUGAAGGAUACACCUGUAUUAAAGCUGGGAGGAACCCUAACUAUGGCUACACCAGCUUUGACUCUUUUGGUUGGUCCUUCCUCGCUCUGUUCAGACUUAUGACGCAGGACUACUGGGAAAACCUGUUUCAGCUGAUCCUGCGUGCGGCUGGAAAGACGUACAUGUUGUUCUUUGUGGUGAUCAUCUUCUUGGGCUCGUUCUACCUCAUUAACCUGAUCCUGGCUGUGGUGGCCAUGGCCUACGAGGAGCAGAACCAGGCCACGCAACGGGAGGCCAUCGAGAAGGAGGAGGAGUUUCAGAGACUGCUAGAGCAACUCAGGAAUCAGGAACAGGCCCAGCUUCAGGGUAGUCGUACGACUCUCACCAGUAAAAAGUCCCUCAGCCAGCACGCAGCAUCAGAAAGAAACCACAGCCCUGAUCAUGAGGAGGUCACAAAGGACUGCAAUGGGAGGGUCAUUCCUAAACUUCUCAUCAGGGCACCCACUAUGGUGGAGGUGCCCCCUGAUGAAGAAGAGACAAAAAAGUCAUUAGGCUCUGAGCACAGCAGCAUGCUUCAUGUUGAAGACCCAGGCCUGACAAAUAGAACAGGCAGUGUUCUCACAGUCGCUACUAUGGCAGCCAUGGAAGAGUUGGAGGAGGCACAACGGCCAUGCCCACCCGGCUGGUAUAAGUUCGCUGACAUGUUCUUGAAAUGGGACUGCUGCGUGCCUUGGGUCAAUUUUAAGAAGUGGAUGUACUUUGUUGUGAUGGACCCUUUUGUGGACUUGACCAUCACCAUCUGUAUUGUCUUAAACACCCUGUUUAUGGCAAUGGAGCACUAUCCCAUGACUCCAGAGUUUGACCACAUGCUCUCCGUCGGCAAUCUGGUUUUCACUGGUAUCUUCGCAGCUGAAAUGUUCUUCAAGCUAAUAGCCAUGGAUCCAUACUACUAUUUUCAAGUGGGAUGGAACAUUUUUGACAGCAUCAUUGUGACUCUGAGUUUGGUUGAACUUGGGCUGGCCAAUGUCCAGGGAUUAUCUGUCCUAAGGUCAUUUCGCCUGCUUCGAGUCUUUAAACUGGCCAAGUCAUGGCCCACACUGAACAUGCUGAUCAAGAUCAUUGGAAACUCAGUGGGAGCACUGGGAAACUUGACUUUAGUGCUGGCCAUUAUUGUCUUCAUUUUUGCUGUUGUUGGGAUGCAGCUGUUUGGUAAAAGCUACAAGGACUGUGUGUGUAAGAUAUCAGAGGACUGUGAGCUGCCACGCUGGCACAUGACCGACUUUUUCCACUCGUUCCUCAUCGUGUUUCGGAUUCUCUGUGGAGAAUGGAUUGAGACCAUGUGGCACUGUAUGGAGGUGGCAGGUACUGGCAUGUGCCUCAUUGUCUUCAUGAUGGUCAUGGUCAUUGGAAAUCUGGUAGUCUUGAACUUGUUCUUGGCCUUGCUGCUCAGCUCCUUCAGUGGGGACAACCUGGCUCCUGGAGAAGAGGAUGGAGAGAUGAACAACCUCCAGAUUGCCAUUGGCCGGAUCAAAUGGGGGAUUGCUUGGCUAAAAUCGUACAUCAUUCGAAAGGCUUUGCAGAUUCUUGGGAGAAAACCAAAGGAGGAGGAUCCAGACAGUAAAAUGGAGGAGAUUGAGAUGAAUCAUUUGGAGUCGACUACAGCUUUGAAACUGGCUGAUGGGAUUCCAAACUGUGUCGUGGAGGGUCCCACCUCUGAAGCUGUUCUGGAUGCGGAGGUUGGAUUUAGUGUACCAAUGGCUGAGGGAGAGUCAGACUUUGAAAUCUUAGAUGAUGACGAAGAUGAUGAUGAAGAAGAAACCUCUUCGAGCGAAGAGACAAGUGAUAAGAAAAUGUUUGAAAUGAGAAAAGCAAGAAGUAAAGAUCUCUGGUACCGAGGUGUCAAACUACAAGGUACAUUCAGUGGGGAUGGGGAUUCUUCAGUCUGCAGCACCGCGGAUUAUCAAUCAUCUGAGUCUGAACCAGAGGAGGUGGAGGUGGAGGAGCCUGAUCCAGUGGAGCCAGAGGCCUGCUUCACUGACGGCUGUGUCCAGCGCUGGCCCUGUCUCUUUGUGGACAUCACUGAAGGUCGAGGAAAAACCUGGUGGAACAUUCGUAGGACCUGCUUCACUAUUGUGGAGCACGACUGGUUUGAGACCUUCAUCAUCUUCAUGAUCCUCCUCAGCAGCGGGGCCCUGGCCUUUGAGGACAUAAACAUUGAUCGCAGACGCACAGUUAAAAUAAUACUAGAGUAUUCUGACAAAGUCUUCACCUACAUCUUUGUGGUGGAGAUGCUGCUGAAAUGGGUGGCGUAUGGCUUCAAGACGUACUUCACAAAUGCCUGGUGUUGGCUGGACUUUUUCAUUGUAGAUGUUUCCCUGAUUAGUUUAGUUGCCAACUGGCUGGGCUAUUCUGAACUUGGACCAAUCAAAUCCCUACGAACUCUCAGAGCACUCAGACCUCUUCGAGCUUUGUCAAGAUUUGAAGGAAUGAGAGUUGUGGUCAAUGCCUUAAUUGGAGCCAUUCCCUCCAUCUUCAAUGUGCUGCUGGUCUGUUUGAUCUUCUGGCUCAUCUUCAGCAUCAUGGGAGUCAAUCUUUUUGCUGGAAAGUUUUAUCGCUGCAUCAACACCACGACUGCAGAAAUCCUCCCAAUGUCACUUGUUAAUAACAAAAGUGACUGUUUAGCCCUUCAAGAAGCAACACAGGAAGCACGCUGGGUCAAUGUCAAAGUCAACUAUGACAAUGUGGGGAGUGGAUACCUCUCCCUUCUUCAAGUGGCAACCUUCAAAGGGUGGAUGGACAUCAUGUACGCUGCUGUUGACUCAAGAGAGCCAGAAGAGCAACCUUCAUAUGAGAUCAACUUGUACAUGUACAUGUACUUUGUCAUCUUCAUCAUCUUUGGGUCAUUCUUUACUCUCAACUUGUUCAUUGGUGUGAUUAUUGAUAACUUCAACCAACAAAAGAAAAAGUUUGGAGAUAAGGACAUCUUCAUGACUGAAGAGCAGAAAAAGUACUAUGAGGCUAUGAAGAAACUGGGUUCAAAGAAGCCACAGAAGCCAAUCCCACGUCCAACAAACCCAUUUCAGGGAAUGGUCUUUGACUUCAUCAGUAAGCAGCCAUUUGACAUCUUCAUCAUGGUGCUCAUCUGCCUCAACAUGGUCACGAUGAUGGUGGAGACGGACGACCAGAGCCCAGAGAAGGAGGACUUCCUGUUCAAAGUCAAUGUGGCCUUCAUCGUCGUCUUCACCGGAGAGUGUGUGCUGAAACUAAUCGCCCUCAGACAGCACUUCUUCAGAAAUGGAUGGAACGUUUUUGAUUUUGUUGUGGUGAUUUUGUCGAUCGCAGGAACCAUGCUGUCGGACAUCAUAGAGAAGUACUUUGUGUCACCCACUCUGUUCCGCGUGAUUCGUCUGGCUCGAAUCGGGAGGAUCCUGCGCCUCAUCAAAGGAGCAAAGGGCAUCCGGACGCUCCUCUUUGCUCUCAUGAUGUCACUUCCUGCUUUGUUCAACAUUGGCCUCCUCCUCUUUCUUAUCAUGUUCAUCUUUUCUAUUUUCGGCAUGUCCAACUUUGCCUAUGUCAAAAAGGGAGCCGGUAUCGAUGACAUUUUUAACUUUGAGACUUUUGGUGGGAGUAUUAUCUGUUUGUUUCAGAUCACCACCUCCGCAGGUUGGGAUGGGCUUUUACUACCUAUGCUGAACAGGGAGGCUCCAGACUGCGAUCCAACCUUUGAGCACCCGGGCACGGAUGUGAGAGGGGACUGUGGGAGCCCCGGGAUGGGUAUGAUGUUCUUUUGUAGCUACAUCAUCAUUUCAUUUCUGGUUGUGGUCAACAUGUACAUCGCCAUCAUUUUGGAGAACUUCAAUGUAGCGCAGGAGGAGAGCGGGGAUGCACUCUGUGAGGAUGACUUCGAGAUGUUUAAUGAAACUUGGGAGAAAUUUGACACUGAAGGAACUCAGUACAUCGAAUACAGCCAACUUUUUGUAUUUUGCGACGCAUUACAAGAACCGCUAAAGGUCCCUCUGCCGAAUCGCUUCCGCCUUAUUGAAAUUGACAUACCUUUAGUCACCGGUGACAGGAUUCACUGCAUUGAUGUGUUACUAGCUGUUACUCAAAUGGUCCUAGGAGACACUGUGGAGAUGGCAGCAAUGCGCGAAAGUAUUUUGGCAAAGUUUGCACUCAGUAACCCCAAGAAAGACUCAUUUGCCCCCAUAGUCACAACUAUUCGUCUCAAAGAAGAGCUGCAGUCUGCUAUAAUGAUACAGAAAGCUUACCGCGCAUACUUACUGAAACGCUGCAUACGCCACGCUGCUUUCAUGCACCGCUCUCUGAGGAUAAGGAGGAGGGACGAAGAGGAAGAGCCUCCAGAAAAAGAGGGUCUUUUGGCUCGGAGGAUGGGAGUCCUCUAUGGGACAGACCGGGAGCUGGCAGAGGAGAUGGAGCGGGCGGAUUUACAGACUUUAGCGGAGCAGCAGCUUCUCCAGACUCACAGAGACUCAGAAAGCCCUGAGCCAGAGCAUCCUCAUCUCAUAGUAGUGCCUGUGGAGAUUACCAACGAGGUUUUGUUACAUUCAGCCCCAAACACUUGCCCUUAUAUCCCCUUUGAAGACUUAAGAGAGUCCAUUGUAUAACAGAGAAGAGGGAUAAUGUUUACUGACUUUUUUACUGAUCAAAAACAUCAGGAAUCAUCUCUAAAUAUUUCUAGUUUUAGAGGUAAAUGAUUCCUGUUGUGGAGGCUGUAAACAAACCCCAGGGAAGUGUGAAGUUUGUGUCUGCAAGAGCACGCUGACAAACUAAACAUGUUUCCUUAUUAUUAUUAUAAAGGCCUGUAUUACACAAAAUGGACUCUUGUGAGCUUUAAGCCAUGUUAGAAUGUUGUUACCCCCUCAGAAACAUACCCGAAGUUAUGUUUUGUUUCAUUCACACAUAUUUGAGUAAUUAAUAGUUUGUCUUCAUCUCAAAAGAUCAAAAAGGUCUGUACCACCUUGUGAUGUCAUCAAGUGGUAGUUUUCAAGUUAUCAGCUACCUUUUACCUUUUGUUCAGUAGAGAGGGAUGAAAUUAUGAUUCUAGUGAAGGUGUAUGGACUUUAAAAACACAGUGGAGCGCUUCCUGUCUCACCACAUGACAUCACAAGGUGGAACAGAGCGUUUUCUGUUUGAGAGAAGAACUCAGCCUAAAUAUGCAGGAUUUGUGUGUUAAACAUGUGUGAAUAAAACAAAACUCCAAGUAUGUUUGUGAUGAGGAAACAACAUUAUAAUGUAGAUCAAAAAAUAGUGUAAUAUAGGGCCUGUAAAUGUAUACAAUCAGAUGGGUGUAGUGGAACGGGCAAUAGAAAUAUUGUAAUCACUCUCUCCAAAUAUGGGUUUGUAUAGAAACACUGUUAAUUGAUAAUUUUAGCAGAGCACAAAAUGUGACCAGUGUGAAACUAUUGAGUCAUGAGUGGCCCUGGUAAACUCAUGCAGUAUUUAAAGUGACUGCUGACAAAGUGGGUAACAAGCUAACUGGCAGAGCUAAAGACCCAGUUUAUAUUGCACUAUUUAUACCUACCUAUGCCUCCAACAACUGAAACAAGCUCAUACCCACUGAUACUGCUCUUUCUUGGAAGUAUUGGAGAGCAUUGUUUAUUAGUUUAAAAUGCAUAUGACAAGUUAGACUACUAAUUUCUCUAAACAUAGUAAUCAACAUAAUUUUACAAAAAACAAAAAAAUAUAUAGUAAUGUAUAAUUUUGCUUCCUCGUUGGACACAAAUAUGACAUAUGUAGAGGUAAUGGCAUAACUGUUACCAAGCAAAUAUAAUGUUAAACUUACCAAAAUAGUUAAUUAUAAAUAUUUACCACAGGUACUAUCCCAACAAACCAAGUAAUACUUGUAAACAUGGAAAUGUGUCAUAUGCACUUUAAAAGUGUAAACAAAGUACUGUUCUAUGCCCAUGUGGAGUUAGGGACUGUGUGUAAAAAGCUUCACUUGCCGUCUUAACUGAAAUGUCUUAUUCAUAUGCAUUUUCAAGCACUUUUACAGUUUUCUAGUUUUCUAUGACUUUGCUCUAUCUCAGUCCUGUUGGAGGAGAAAGUGUCUGUGUCCAGUGACCUGCAGAAAAACAACUAAACCAGUGCAAACUUUAUCAUACAGAAAGUAGUGAAAUCCUUCUACCUUCUAUCUCAUUGAAGAAAGAACCACAAGCACCCCUGGUUGCAUCACACUGUCACACUUUUCUGUAUCCUAAAUGUGUAUAUUUUGUUAUUGAUGAAUUUUAUCUGAAGUGGUAGAGUAAUAAAAAGACAUGGGAGGUGUUCUUAA
Periophthalmus magnuspinnatus is the source of this 7356-nucleotide messenger RNA. RefSeq names its product sodium channel, voltage-gated, type IV, alpha, a (gene scn4aa). NCBI's taxonomy places the organism in Eukaryota, Metazoa, Chordata, Actinopteri, Gobiiformes, Gobiidae. Gene Ontology annotation, molecular function: protein binding; voltage-gated sodium channel activity. Gene Ontology annotation, cellular component: axon; plasma membrane; voltage-gated sodium channel complex. Gene Ontology annotation, biological process: sodium ion transmembrane transport; membrane depolarization during action potential; neuronal action potential. The transcript is spliced from 27 exons. The coding region runs from base 41 to 5689 and encodes 1882 amino acids. The record is from RefSeq and is a predicted model, not a curated record.